GUUCCUUUAAAACUCUUUUCUUUUCGUAACGACUCGUAGAACAAAUAUCAAAGCGACAGUGGAAAACAAUACAAAAGACUCAAGUGGUUAAUUACUUGAUUUGGAAUCUACGUCGACUUCUACUUCAACACCUAUGAUCUUGAUCGCACCAUUGGGUAAUUCACUAUAAUCUUUUUUUCCGAAACUCCGGAAAGAAGCAAUUCGUACAAUGAAUAAUAUAAGAUAGUAACAGCCUACUAUCUUAUUGAAAUUAAGUACAAUGCAAGCUAUAUAAAAUUAUACCGAUAAGCAGUAGAUGAUUAAGUGUGUUAGCACUUCUUAGUGUAGCAGCUUGCACGUGGAGUUGCGGCGCAGAACAGUUGAGUCACGAGUAGAAUGAGAUAGAGUAAUGUUCAGAGAAUUGUCUAGGCUCGGUGCUUGAGGCUCGCUUUUAUAGGCGUUGAUCGGUUGAUUGAAAAAUUGUUCGGUCGAUUGAUCUGUUCGGUCGACCGAACUCUCUAUCAAUUGACUGAACACUGUGCUUUCCUUCUUCGCUGAGAUCCAAUCUUUGCCUCAUUAAUAGCAUUUAUUGUUCGGUCAAUCGAUCACCUUGUUCGGUUGAUCGAAUAGUGUAGUUUCCUUGUUUCUCGAGAUAUACCAUUAAGUCUUCGGUGAUCGUUCGGUCGACCGAUCCUUGGGUUCGGUCGACCGAUCAGCCUGACUUUUUUCUUUGCUUUGGCUCGAGUCUACUCUUUGCCAUGUCAUCAUGGUUCGGUCGACCAAUCCUUAGGUUCGGUCGAUCGAUCAAGCUUUAACCGGACUUGCUUUGUUCUGCCUAGUUCAGUCGGCCGAUCCUUGGGUUCGGUCGACCGAUCAGGCCAGUUCUUGCAAAACAGAGUUAAACAAUAUAUCUUUGUAAAACAAAGUUAGGACAAUAAUAUAUGAAUAGUAAGAUGCAUGAGUAGUAUUUGACAGUAGAACUGUUUUGAUUUCAACUUGAAAACCUUCCCGGUUUCUUCAGUUGGGUCAGCGACCUAGGGUUUGUUCCUUUCUGGAGCACGAUUUCACUGUUGCUUCUCCAGUUUCAUACCUCAACUUACCAGCCAAAUAUUGGUACUCCAAACCUGCUUGGACUUUCUCGGCUCAGUGUUUGAUCCCUAAGUUACUAAGACUUUUCCUGCAAUACUACAUUAGCCAAUAGCAAUAAUAGUAAUACAGAACCAUAUGAUAAAACUAAACUUAGAAUUACCGAGAUUCACUGGUCCGGUCGACCGCGUGCGGUCGACCUGAAAUCAUCCAAUCAACCUUGCUUGGAGUUCACUCCGUCAAGACUUUCCGUUACCUAAGGUUACUUCCUCCUAGAAUUUUCUCCAUCAGACUUCAAUCACCUGAACCUAGAGUUACCUUCCUCAAGGUUUUUUCCACCUGACUUCAUUCACCAGGACCUAAGGUUACUUCCUCCUAGGGUUUUUUCCACUUGACUUCACCCACCAAGACUCAACAUUGGAUCGGUCCACCAGGGAUUUGAUAUCGGGUCCUCUAAACCUAUCGAAUCCACCUGACUUUCAUGAUAUACCGAGAUUUCUCUUGCCUAGUCAUAACUAGGACUUCCCUUGCCUAACCGCAGUUAGGACUAAUCACUCGGUUGGCUUCUCACCCUUGCCUAGCUGCGACUAGGACUUCCCUAGAUCAAACUCAUUUAAAUAUAUUUAUCGGCCAUUAAAACUUUAGAGGUCGAAUACUAGAAUCAGUUUGGUCUGCGACUCUUUAUAUUUACUGGACUUGUUUCUCUGUGCCCAUUCUGAUACUGCAAUUAUUAGAAAAAAGUUAUAUAGUGGAUUUGAACUUGGCUUCCGUGGAGUGCAGCAAAGUUGAUUCAAGAGAGGGCACAUAUUUAACAUUGUUUCUUGAAAAAUAGAAAUCUCUCUCGCGAUAAAUUUGCUUGGAGAAAUGGGGACGUGAAAUGAAUGAACUGUUUCUGAAGGGAUCAGAUUCAUUCACCACCUUUCUAAAGGAACAAGACAGCAUGGAGUGGGAGCCCAUAUUUGGACGUUUUGUUCUUCAAAUGGCGACUUUUUAGUCAUCUUUUUUCUCCUCCAAUAAUUUCCCUUUGAGCUGUCUGUUUCUCUCUAUCAAUUGGAUGAGAUUAACCCUCAGGAACCCUCUAAGUCUGUCUAAGGAGCGCACUGACUUGUUCUUUGUAUAUAUAUGUAUAUAUAUUUCCAACUCUCAGAAAACUCAAAACACCAAACCAUUAACUGAUCUCUUCAAUUUUCUCUGCAACAAUUAAUGACAUGGGAAAUCAUGGAGAAGGUGACAACCCUAAUUGCUGCUGCCGUUUCCACCCCAAGCAAACGAUAGUGGGAGUGUGUGCUCUCUGCUUGAGAGAAAGGCUCCUGGUUUUGGCCGCCAAUUCUGAGCAAAAAUCACUGAAGCAGUCCAAGUCCAGCGCCAUAAUUGGCAAAGUAUUCGCACUGCCUUCCUUCCACCUCUCUCACGCCAACAACAAAUUUGAUGAUGAAGCUGCUUCUGCUUCCAUCUCCAGCCUCGAAGAAUCGUUCAUAUCGAUCAAAUUUGAGGAGAAUGGGCACGCAUCAUGGUAUAGUAACAGAAGCAUACCAUCCUCCACUGGCUUGUUCAUUGAUUGUACAAAGCACAGAAGUAGCAGCAGGAGCAUGGCGGAGCACAGUGAUGAGACGGUGCCGAAGUGGUGCGACAGGAUUGGUCAAUUGGCAAAGUACUGGAAGAGCAAGAAGAAGAGGCCCAUUAACAAGACAUGCAAGAACAAGCAGCAGUGCAAUUAGCAGUUGUUAUGAUGUUGAGGUGGAUGAGAGACUGAUGAAGAAAGAGCACAAGAAGGAAGAGGUCCUGAAGAAACAAACACAAAGGAGUGGAUUUAGUUUUAGUUUUAGUUUUCUUCAUUAGUUUUAUUUUUAAUUAUAUCAUGCGCAUGAAUUCUUGUUGUUGGAAAGAUAUAAUGAAUGGGGUUAAAUCAUGUUGGUGCGUUAAAACAUUGAAUAAAAGCCAUCUGAUCAUAAUGUCAUUCACAUAA
Molecule: messenger RNA, 3031 nt
Organism: Zingiber officinale
Lineage: Eukaryota; Viridiplantae; Streptophyta; Magnoliopsida; Zingiberales; Zingiberaceae
Exons: 2
Coding region: 2274-2783 (169 amino acids)
Source: RefSeq, a predicted model, not a curated record